AGAUGCUAACAGACAUAAACAUAAGACAAGAAUAGGAGUAAGUUUUGAAUAUGUGUCUAAUUUGUAGAAAGAGAGGCAAAAUGCAGAAAAUGAAGAACCUUGGAAGUAUUGGAAGCAGUGGGAGAUUUUCAACAGAAGAAUGUGAAGAUGAGGAUGUUUCGAAGCUGGCCAUUUCGACAUUUCAAGCUAAGGAAGAAGAGAUUGAGAGGAGAAAGAUGGAGGUGAAAGAGAGAGUUGAACUUCAACUUGGACGCGCUGAAGAAGAGACGAGGCGUUUGGCUCACAUUUGGGAAGAGCUUGAAGUUAUGGAAGAUCCUAUGAGAAAGGAAGUUGCAAUGGUACGUAAGAAGAUUGACUUGGCUAACAAAGAUUUAAAGCAACUCGGACAGAAUUACCAGAAAAAGGAGAAAGAGUAUAAAGAAGCCUUAGAUACUUUCAACGACAAGAACAAAGAGAAGAAUCAUUUGGUAGCGACGCUAACUGAGAUGCUGACAGAAAGUGAAAGAAUGAGGAUCAAGAAACUGGAGGAGCUAUGCAAGACCAUAGAGUCUGUGUCACUAAAACAAUAAUCUCUGGCAGUGUGUGUUUUGUUUAAUUACUAGCUUGGUUUAUUCAAUUUGCAAUUGCGUGUAUUUAAAUGUUACUCGCGUGUAUUUAAAUAUUAGUCAGAUUGCUUUGUUUGUGGACUUGACAAAAUAAAAUAUAACAUUCUCACAUUUGAUUGAUUGUAAAAAAGAAUUUCAAAAUUAGUAUGAUUGGUCCUUUUAAUUUUAUCCCUUAA
Molecule: messenger RNA, 781 nt
Organism: Trifolium pratense (red clover)
Lineage: Eukaryota; Viridiplantae; Streptophyta; Magnoliopsida; Fabales; Fabaceae
Exons: 4
Coding region: 51-569 (172 amino acids)
Source: RefSeq, a predicted model, not a curated record